Messenger RNA from Apiotrichum porosum, 2316 nucleotides. RefSeq lists its product as uncharacterized. The coding region runs from base 1 to 2316 and encodes 771 amino acids. Gene Ontology annotation, molecular function: DNA binding; zinc ion binding. The transcript has 6 exons. Gene Ontology annotation, biological process: DNA-templated transcription. NCBI's taxonomy places the organism in Eukaryota, Fungi, Basidiomycota, Tremellomycetes, Trichosporonales, Trichosporonaceae. The record is from RefSeq and is a predicted model, not a curated record.
AUGUCAAGCACUGCACCAACUGGAGAUGUGUCUAAAGUCACCCAGCCGAAGAGCGUCACCAUUGCCGAGCUCACGGCACGCGUCAGCCAGCUCGAGGACACACUGCGCAAGCACGGGCUGGAGAAUGAGAUUGGAGACUGUGCCAGUGCCGACGAUGACGAGCAAGUGACGCGGCGGCCGAGCUUUGUCUUCUCUUCUGGUCCCAGCUCGUCAAUCACCGACCCCACAACCACAGGUACCUCUGGCAGUGGUGGCAACUCGGUCGUGUUGACAGAGUCGGGGAUGGACAUGGCCGCCAUGCUCGGUCGCCUGGCUCUGGGACAUGAGCAGACGAAGCGGUACGCCGGUAUGGGUACGACGGCCUUCUACCUGAGCUCGCCGUCUGCGAGCGAGGACGAGGAAGGGAGCGACAAUGAAGGCGGAGAGCACCUGGGGAGGAGCCGGCGGGUGGAUGCCGAGCUCUGGCGGCCACCGUGGGGUCGUACCCGCGGCGUGAGCUUGACUGGCAGAGGUCAUCUGCCAGGAGUGUUGCUCGACAGGUGUCGCGCCAUGCUCUGCAGUCGGAGAGCGGCCAAGGAGAUGUUUGACAAGUUCUUCGAGAUGACCUCGUGGAGGAUUCAGCCCAUGACGCCAGCCUUCUUUGAUACUGUCCUCGCAAGCGUGUACGACUCGCCAGAGGGUGCACACCCCCACGACCUGGCUGUCCUGUUUGCUGUACAGGCCAUGACGAUGUUGUUCGACCCCACCGCGGCUGGUGCGGCGCCAGAGUUCCACGCCGUCGACUACCACCAGACAGCGUACAGCUGUCUCGUGGCUGGCAACUUUUACACCGAGACAACACUGAGCAGUCUGGUCUGCCUGCACCUCUUGGGCAGCUUCAUUAUCAAUUCCGACGACAAGCGCCUGAUUGACGGUAUCUUUACGAUUGUGGGGUUGGGCGUCAAGCUCGCUGUCAUUGCGGGCUAUCACCGUGACGCAGCACCUGCCCAUCUCACGACGGAGCAGAUUGACUGGCGAAGGAGAAUCUGGCAUGAGUUGCUGGCUCUUGAACGCGUUCAUUGCCUCACUGCCCUCAUCCCGGGCUCCAUCGACGUCCGCCACUACGAUACCCCGUACCCUACCGACGCACACCGAGACGGUUAUUUCGUUCACAAAUGGAACUUGGGCCUUCACAUGUCCCGGGUGUUUGGCUUCUGGUGUACUGUUGGCCAGACGGAGUACUCUGGUGUCAAGGACAUUGACGCCGGUCUCCGUCGCUUCCUACACGACCUCCCGCCUCAUCUCCGUUGCGCACAUUUUCCUGUCGAGGCCUUCCCGCUCACGCGACCGGGGGCACCGACUGUGGUCGUCUCACCGGCACCUGUGCCAUCGCCAAGCCUCGCGACCAGCUCCGAUUAUCCCAGCACCGUCUCACCCGAGCGUCUCACACAUCAGCAGUACCGCAUGGCGACGCACAUCUGCAUGGUCUUCUUCUACCUCCACCGCCCGUGCUUUAUGCGUGCUAUCUUGACCGGAAGCCAGAGCGGCGAGCUGAGUCUCGCCACAGUCAUUGAGGUGUGCGAACGAAUGCUUGACCUCGUGCGGGGUAUUCUGAGCCAAGACCAGAGCAUGACUCGUUGGUUUUCUUUCGCAGCAGACCUCUUCUCGGUCCUUCUGUGCCAAGCGGUCCUGGUGGGCAGAACCUCGGACCCGGCCUUGGCACAGAACCGCAUGUCGAUCCUUGACCAAGGCCUUGCGGUUCUGGAAUGGACAGCGCUUGCAAGGCCCAACUCGAAGAACCGUGCGCUCGUGCAGCGUACGCGUAGGCUGGUAACCAAGGCGCGCGAGUCGCUGGCCCGGUUCCCACUCACCGGUGGCCUGCCUCUUCCCGGCUCUGCACCAGUGACCUCUACACUCAACUUCCUCCCGGCCGUGGAGCCGAGUGUGGUGAUGGCGCCGAUGACCGUGGCCCCAAUGCCCAUCCCCACGCCCUCAGCCUCGGAGGUGCCACAAGGCAUUACCAUACCCCCGGUCCUCUCCACACCCUCGGACGCCAGCGGUAGCAUGCCUCAGUUUGCAAGCUUUGACCUCAACGACGCACUUGGCUACCCGCUGCCGCCAGUCCCUAGCGCAAACGAUGUGCAGUUCGAGGCAUGGCUCGCUGUCCUCUUUGAUCAACCCGAUGGCGGCGGCGUGGAGGCCACGGCCACGGACGUCAACAUGGACCCGAACGAUGCUCAUGCCAACCAGGCGCCUGCGGACGCGGCCUGCGAAGCCCUCUUCUUGCAAGACCCAGACACAUGGGCUGUUCAGUGGGGGGCGGCGGGGUCUACAUGA